Messenger RNA from Oryza sativa Japonica Group (Japanese rice), 2921 nucleotides. Its product is annotated as formin-like protein 15. The record is from RefSeq and is a predicted model, not a curated record. Lineage: Eukaryota; Viridiplantae; Streptophyta; Magnoliopsida; Poales; Poaceae.
UUUUUAAAAAAAUAGCUAAUACUUAAUUAAUCACGUGUUAAUACGAACAUAGUUUUUCGUGCAAACUCCAAGGAAUCAUAUACUCGAAAGUAAAGAGACAAAAAUAGUUAUAGGUGUAGCAUUCUUUCGUUCAUUCUCUUCUUAUCACUAGUGUAUAAUUUCUCUUCUCCUUCGCUCUAUCUAUUUUUUUUGAAGGAAACCUUCGCUCUGUUUAUGUCAUAUAGCCAUACGCACUUCCUAGUUCCUAAUUAGUAAGUGGGCCAUCGGUGAGCAAGCUGGGCUAGUCUUAUUCGGCCCACGGUUUCCCAGCACUCCCAUUGACCCUCACUGCACGAUAAUCAAAACUCCACCAAAACCCAGGGGAACAAAUUUAGGAAAAGAGUACAUAUUAUAUAUGCUUGUGAUAGUAUACAUAUUGUUUCAUUAAAAAUCUUGAUAAAUAAUCAUCCAAGUGAAAAGCGUAUGAUCCAUCCAAUUAAUCAUCUUAAUUUUAUAAAUUGAAUUUAGGUAUUUUGAUCUUUCAUGUCAAGUUUCAAAUGAAUUACUGAAACUCUUCCUUUAAAUUUUUCAUUUCUCUAAACCUCAUAAUUCCGGUUUCUCCCACAGUAUAUCAUAUCGAAAGAAAGAUGUUGUCCACCGCAGCUCCCUACCACAUUAGGGCAUCUAGUGUGCCAGAGUCAUUUAGCAACUCUAAUUUCCUAACGUUUCUUGACGUAGCCAUAAGGUUCAUUUUUUUAAUUUUUUUACAAGGAUUAUGUUUUUAAAACAUUAUUUACAAAUGUUUAUAUGAAAAAAAGAGCAUCACCAAUAGUCCUCACAAAUUUUGAGGGAUUUUAGUUAAAAAAACCACUUCAACAGAUCACCUACUCCUUAACAUAAUUUUUGGAAUUCCCUCCCUUGAAAGAUUCGCUCGGUUGAUAUGCGGGAGAGUGUGCUCCCCUAACCCACUCCCAAUAUUGCCACUCCCACGUUCCUCCUCUCCUUGCCAAGAUCCUCCCGCGUGUUAGAUAGAGGAAAACGGGAGAAUUUUAUUAGUACUUUAACAAAAAAAGGCACAAAUUUAGGAUUUAGGGAUAAAAAUUAGGAUUUCUAUUAGAGAAAUCAGUUUUUUAAUUUUCUAUUUUCAGUUUAGGGGAAAAAAAUUGGGGAGAUUAUAUGUGAUCUCUUAAUAAGAGGUCCUACUCGAAUUCCUUCGAACAUGGGCCGGGCCCAGGCGGGCCAAGCUUUUCCCAGCUGUCCGGGCUGGCGGUGACUUCUACUUGGCCCAUGCAAUGUUUGGUUGGUUUCAGCCCACAACAGCAGAACAACUCACCCGUGCCCUCCACCAGAUCCACCACCCCUUUUUUUUUCUCUCUCUUCCCCCAAAAUCCCCCACAUCGUCGGCGGCGUUCGCCGCAAUCCCUCCUGCGCCGCCGCGGCGACCUCCUCCCUCCCCUCGCCGUCGUCUCCAACGCGGGCGCCCGAAUCGAGAUUGGGGUUUUGAUGACGGGGAAUUGAUCUCGAUCGUUGUCGGAGCCGGGGGAGAUGCCGUGCUGCAGCGCGGUGCUGAGCGCGGCGGCGGCGGCGGCCGCGGCAAGCCGCACGCCGCCGUGGCUGCACCGCCUCCACGCCAAAGGGGGCCUGUCUUUCCCCUCCAACCUCCACAUCGACGACCUCCUCUACGGCCAGCACCACGCCCUACCCCAUCCUCCGCCGCCGCCGCCGCCGCCGCAGCCUGCGAAGGAGCCACCGCCGCCUACCAAGCCGAAGCAUCCGAAGCCCAAGCAGCAGCAGCAUCCACCGCCGCCGCCGCCGCAGAAGCCACCGCAAGGUAGCACCAAUCUCUCCCUACCAAACCCUAGCGGAAGCGGAAGCGGCAACGGCAACCCACCACCAUCGCCACAGCUGCAGCUCUCCACCGUCAUCGCCGACGUCUUCGUCACCCCCUCCUCCGCUCCUCCGCUCAUCGCGCCGAUCAAGGCCUUCCGCAAGCAGAACCACCCGCGCCCUAGGCCCGACAAGGCCUCCCGCCCCAGCAAGGAGAACAAGGACAAGGCCUCCAAGGUCAAGGUCAAGAAGCGCCGCCGCUCCGACCGCGCCGCCGAUGGCGACGGCGAGAGGUGUAGCAGGACCGAGGUCACCGUCAUCGACACCAGCACCGAUGGGUGGAAGGCGGCGAAGCUGCUCCUCCGGAGAGGCGCCGUCUGGAAGGUGAGGGACAAGGCCUCCGGGGUCUCUGAACCUGAGGAUCCCACCAAGAUGAAGAGGAGGGCCGGCUUGGUCUCCAAGAUUCAGAGGGACAGGGAGAAGCAGAAGCAGAAGGAGAAAGAAGCAACCUCAUCGGGAAACAUUCAUGCUAGUAGUGGAGAUGGGAUGAAAGAGCCUGAUGGUCCUAUUCAAGCACUGAAAAGAUCUAGAGGUCCUGAGCCAGAACCAGAAAUUAUAGCGCUUCUUCAUUGAAAAACUACAGAUAGAGGCUAGAAGAAUGGAUUACAGUAGACUUCCCCAACUUAAGAGGGAAUUGAAGCCAAUAAUCGCAUCUUGACAACAUUGUCGCGUUGCUUCAAAAUGAAAAAAAAAAUCCAGUUCGUCUUACCCUGUACAUCUGUUGGUGUUUCUGAUUGAUGCCUGUUAGAUAUUCCAAUUGUUGAUAUCUGGUCUUUUUUUUUUAGCGUAUCAUGUUUUAAAAUGACACCUUGCUAGGUCUUCUAAAAAUGUUUUUGCUGUUGGUGGGGGAUUGAUUCAUUUAGUUUGUUUGACUCCUCAUGCACUAAACUAAGAUGGGUAGUGUAAAUGUGAUAUUUAUGUUGGUAGCCUAGUUGCUGCAUAAUUUAGUUUCCACUGUUGGCAUUUGGGUAACUGUUUCGUGUAAGGAUGGAGAUUCAUCCAAAUGGUAAAGGUUGAAAUGCUAUUGCUGUGAGAUCUGUGCAUAUUUGUAGUAA